AUGAUUUCAAAUGAUUUUGAAAUAAAUCAAGUAACGCAGGAAUUUAUAAGUGAAGUGAAUAAUAAGAGUGAUGUAGAUGGUAUUAGUAUUUCAAAAAUAAAUUAUUCUGCUAAUUCUAAAGGAGACGAAUUUCCCACAGAUCAGUACGAAAUGGUGGUGGGAAAAGGUUCACUCGUGUACGAUUCAGAUUCUAUAUUGAGAGAUACAGAAAACCAAUUGAAUGAUAGCACUACUAAUUACUUUGAUGAUGAUCUACAUAGUAUCCAAGAUUCCAAAAGUUUACAAGAUGAGUCUCAGGAAGAAAUACAAAAUCAAGGAUUUCUACUAGAUGAUGGAAUUUAUUACCCAGAAGGAGGGUUAAAAGCUUGGAUAGCGACUUUUGGAUGCUUUUGUGGGUUCUUUGCAUGUUUUGGCAUUGGAAAUGCUCUUGGAGCUGUAGAAACUCAAGUUCAAAAAUACCAAUUAUCCUCCUAUAGCUCAACAAAGAUUGGCUGGAUUUUUUCCCUAGAAUUAUUCUUCACCUUUAUAUCUUGUAUUUUCUCUGGUACUUAUUUUGAUAGAAAUGGGUUCAAAGCUCCAGUAAUAGUAGGGACAAUACUUCAUGUGGGUGGUCUAUGGGGGACUUCUACUUCUAAUGACUAUUGGGAAUUUAUACUAUUUUUUUCAUUGUUUUUAGGAUGUGGUAAUGGGGUUUUGAUUUCUCCUUUGAUGUCUGCUCCAUGCCAUUAUUUCAAUAGAAGACGAGGGUUAGCUACAGCAUUAUCCACUGUAGGCGGCUCUAUUGGAGGGGCAAUAUUCCCUGUUAUGCUAAGAGAGUUCUUUAAGCAAACAAGAGAAAAUGAUUCAAAUUUUGGGUAUCGCUGGGGGAUAAGAUCAAUUGCAAUACUAAAUCUAUCAUUAUUAAUGUUGUCAAUCUGUCUAGUUAAAGAAAGAAUAACUCCAAUAGCUCCAGUAUUACCAGAUAAUUCGUUCAGGACAAAGAUGAAUAAUUUCAUCCAAGUUUAUAUAAAAAACAGUUUUGAUGCCAAUGCAUUUAAAGACAAGAGAUAUUUGUUCUGUGUCAUAGGUACGAUAAUGGGUGAAAUAUCAAUUUGCUGUAGUAUCACUUAUUGGGGGACUUAUUGUAUUUCAAAGGGAAUCACUGAGGCUGACGUUUAUUUGCUAAUUAUGGUAAUUAAUGUAAGUGGCAUUCCAGGAAGAUGGGUGCCGGGAUAUUUUAGCGACUUCAUUGGGAGAUUUAAUACUGCAAUAAUCACACUAUUAUUACUGACCUUUGUGGAAUUCUUUAUUUGGUUACCAUUUGGUAAUAACAUUAGAAAUAUGUAUAUUAUUAGUAUUCUUUAUGGGUUCUUCUCCGGCAGUAUCUUUUCUUUGUUGCCCGUGUGCUGUGGUCAAGUUUCCAAGACUGAAGAGUUUGGUAAAAGAUACGCUACAAUGUAUUUCGUCGUUGCAUUUGCAACAUUAAUCAGUGUCCCUUUUUCGGGUACUAUUAUCGGGAAUGAGUCAGUAGCUUCUUAUAAUAGAUUUAUUAUUUGGUGUAGUGCCACAACUUUAGUUUCUGCAGUUUGCUUCUGGAUUUCAAAGUAUUAUGCUGUUGGAGCUGGGCAAAGUAUUCGUUUCUAG
This is a messenger RNA of Henningerozyma blattae CBS 6284, 1623 nucleotides long. RefSeq names its product MCT family MFS transporter. Gene Ontology annotation, biological process: transmembrane transport. The record is from RefSeq and is a predicted model, not a curated record. Gene Ontology annotation, molecular function: transmembrane transporter activity. The transcript has a single exon. Bases 1 to 1623 code for a protein of 540 amino acids. NCBI's taxonomy places the organism in Eukaryota, Fungi, Ascomycota, Saccharomycetes, Saccharomycetales, Saccharomycetaceae. Gene Ontology annotation, cellular component: fungal-type vacuole membrane.